This is a messenger RNA of Meloidogyne enterolobii, 753 nucleotides long. The record is from the annotation of a GenBank genome assembly. NCBI's taxonomy places the organism in Eukaryota, Metazoa, Nematoda, Chromadorea, Rhabditida, Meloidogynidae.
UAGCAUUUGAUACAUCCAUGCCAGCAGCAACCAUUGACUUCAAUAGCCAAUUUCUUUUCCUCAACCCAUCCAUCCAAUUUAUAAUUUCCAAUUUUCUUCUCCCCAUUCUUUGAGUGUGCUGUCCUAAUUGUAACGUUAUUCUUCUCGCCAUACCAUUUCAGAAACUUGAGAGCAAUUUUACUUUGGUUGUCGACGUUGUCGUAACCUUUUUCAGGAACAAUUCCUAAAUGGUUGGCUUUGAGGUGAUUCAUGCGGAAGUGCUUCAUGCAGGCAGAAGCAAUUGUCAUAGCUUCACGAAGAACAUCCAAGCCAUUGGAGACUUCCAAAAAUUCCGUUCUGAAGGCAAUGAGCGCAGCCAUGAGGAUCUCCACAUCGUUGAUACAAUAUGCUGCUAGUUGUUCAUUUAAGUUGAAGGGCUCAUUUUUAUGUUGGUCAAACCAUUUAUCGAACUGAGCCCUCUUUUCAGGCAUCAUCCCAUUAGCAAGGUAAUCUUCUUUUGUCGGAAAGAUUUCUUUCCCAUAAUUCUUUGGGUUGUUGGCCAGGUGAGGGAAGAAAGGUUUGUCUUCCAUUUUAAGAGCAAAGGCUGGUACUAGUGAAGCCAACGGCAUUGGCAUUAGAUUGUAUGUGUCUCUGAAGAUGACCCAGCAUUUUUUAUUGUUCUUCACCUUCAUCUCAUACAUUUUGUUACCUUUCUUUAUCAUUUCUGGGAUUAGGCCUUUGAGAUACAAUGCUUUGAAGACUAGGACCAUAUCA